UUCACACGAAGCAGCUCAGAAGUGCAGAAAGAAGCUGUUUCUGUUGAUAAAAGAUUAUAUUUUAGUUGAAUUAAUAAAACACACACGACAGUCAUGUCUGUGAAUUACGCUGCUGGGCUAUCACCAUACACUGACAAAGGUGUUUGUGGACUUCCUGAGAAGUUUGAUGGUCCUGAGGAGCUGAAAGCAAAAGUGGAGACGCUCGCUGAGUUGGUUAAAACAUCUCAGUGUUUGGUUGUCCACACUGGAGCUGGAAUAAGCACUUCAUGUGGAAUCCCUGACUUCAGGGGUCCUAAGGGUGUGUGGACAUUAGAAGAAAGGGGUGAGUCACCUCACUUUGAUACCACCUUUGAAGAUGCUCGUCCCAGUUUAACUCACAUGGCCCUUCUGGGACUGCAGAGAGCUGGGUACCUCAAGUAUCUCGUCAGCCAGAAUGUGGAUGGGCUGCACGUUCGAUCAGGCUUUCCCAGGGAUAAUUUGUCAGAACUUCAUGGUAACAUGUUUGUGGAGGAAUGUGAGAAAUGUGGAAGACAGUUUGUCAGAGAGAAGGUGAUCGGUGUAAUGGGGCUGAAGCCGACGGGCCGUUACUGCGAUGUGGUGCGAUCCAGAGGACUGAGAGCCUGCAGAGGGAAACUGAUCAGCACAAUACUGGACUGGGAGGAUGCUCUUCCUGACAGAGACCUGAACAGAGCAGAAGAUGCAAGCAGACGAGCAGACCUGGCACUGACCCUGGGCACGUCCCUGCAGAUCAAACCCAGCGGCGACCUUCCACUCCUCACAAAGCGCAAAGGAGGGAAGGUGGUGGUGGUCAACCUGCAGCCGACAAAACACGACAAGCACGCCCACCUGCGAAUCAAUGGUUACGUGGACGAGCUCAUGAAACAGCUGAUGGAGCUGUUGGGUGUAGACAUCCCAAAAUGGGAGGGACCAGUUGUGUGUGAGAGCGCCACAUCAUCUGAAUCUGCCAACAACAUCAAUCCUCGCAGCAUUUCCACAGAAGAAAAGGUGAAAAAGGAGGAAAUUAAGGAGGAGAGAAAAAGAGAAGCAGGAUGGAUAACAGAAGACGAGCGCACCAAAGAGGACACUGUUUCAGUAAAAAGGGAGAGGGCAGACUUCACAGCAGAGGCAAAUAAAGAUGAAUAACCUCACGCCCUUUGUUUCAUGAGGUCCACAACAUAAUUGCACCCAUAAAUAAAACAUGCAGAGGAAGGUGGUCAGCUGGAUCAGUUUCCAUGAAGAUCAGAAGAUGUCUCUAAUCUUACACCAUCUGAAUCAAAGACUUCUUUUAUACUUGGCUGGUUUUAAUGAUCUGAGAACUCUGAAAACUUCCCUCGUCGCCAUGGCGAGCAGCGACGUGAGAUGGACUCGCUAUAGCCUCACACAUCGGAUGCUUCGAUGGUAAUGUUCAUUUACCAAAUAGGAACAUUGAUAAAAGCACGAGCUGUGAUGUAACUGUCCACCUCCCAGGGCCAGAGAGAAUUUUGUGCAUUAAUCCACUCAGCUGUACUUUUUUAUUUUAAGUUUUUCUCCACUGGAUGAGCAAGAGGACAACAAAGACCUGGGGCAAGUUUUAAAUCAGGUGUGUAAAAGUUUACUGCACCUUAUUAAUAUUUAUAGCCAUGUGCUCCAGAUCUUGUCCCUGCAGAUCUGUUCUUUCUUUUGAUACUUUAUGAAAAGGAAUAUGAGUAUAAGUGAGCUUCUGUCUCUCUGACCGACUAACCUGCGUACAGCAGCGUGCUGCUGCUGGUGGGGGAUUUAGGUUAUAGUUGAGUUUUGGACCAUAAAUGAAUGUCAAUCACACGUGAUCUUUAGUAGGAACAGGAUUUUAUGUAAACCACUGUACUCUCACAGAAAUGUCAGUUCAUCUUCUUUUUGGUUAUUGAUAUUUUUUUACAUUACAUUUUUGUUGCUGUACAAUAAACACACUAAGUUCAUAAAACCUGAA
Cololabis saira (Pacific saury) is the source of this 1945-nucleotide messenger RNA. RefSeq names its product sirtuin 6 (gene sirt6). NCBI's taxonomy places the organism in Eukaryota, Metazoa, Chordata, Actinopteri, Beloniformes, Belonidae. Gene Ontology annotation, molecular function: NAD+ binding. Bases 94 to 1143 code for a protein of 349 amino acids. The record is from RefSeq and is a predicted model, not a curated record. The transcript has 8 exons.